Messenger RNA from Rubroshorea leprosula, 1044 nucleotides. The record is from the annotation of a GenBank genome assembly. Lineage: Eukaryota; Viridiplantae; Streptophyta; Magnoliopsida; Malvales; Dipterocarpaceae.
AGUAAACAGAACGAAACCAAGGCAACUUACUUGUUUCAGCUUCAGGCUAACUUAGUUGUGUGGCAAUGGCAGACGACUUGAUCUUGCUGAAUUUAUGGUCGAGCCCAUUCGGGAUGAGGGUGAGGAUAACAUUGGCGGAGAAGGGACUGGACUAUAAGCUGAUUGAAGAGGAUUUAAGCAACAAGAGCCCUCUGCUUCUGAAGAUGAACCCUGUUCAUAAGCAAAUCCCAGUCUUGAUCCAUAAGGGAAGACCCAUUUAUGAAUCACUCAUCACAGUUCAGUACAUCGAUGAGGUCUGGAGGCACAAGUCUCCCUUGCUUCCUUCUGACCCUUAUGCUUGAGCCAAUGCCAGGUUCUGGGUUGAUUAUGUCGACAAAAAGAUAUACGCAAUCGGGGAGUUGGUGUGGGGAGCAACAUGGGAGAUCUAAGAAGCGGCAAAGAAAGAAUUGAUCGAGUGCUUCAAGGUACUAGAAGGAGAGCUCGGGGAGAAGUCGUACUUCAGCGGAGAGAGCUUCGGGAUUGUGGAUGUGGCGUUGAUUCCUUUCUAUAGUUGGUUCUAUGUCAUGGAGACGUGUGGGAACUUCAACAUCGUGGCAGAGUGCCCAAAGCUGGUGAGUUGGACCAAACGUUGCAUGGAGAGGGAGAGUGUGUCCAAGUCGCUGCCGGACCAGUACAAAAUGUUUUGCUGCCUCCUGGAACUCAAGAAAAAAUUUCAGGCCCAAUGAUCAAACCUUAUGUUCUGAAUAUUUGGGCCCUUUUCUCUUCUCUUGGAAUCUUUCGGUUGGGUUACUUGUGUACGUUUGGGUUUCUUUCUCUUUCUUCUUCUUCCCUUUUUUUUUUUUUUUUAAAUUGCUCUUCUAACCUUUCUUCAAUGUUCGCAAAUUCCCCUUCUUUGUAGUGUUUAUAGGUUUUCUCAAUUUGUAGUACCUUUUCAUGUAUUCUCUACAUUGAUGUAUUAUUUCAAGCGUUGUGCUUCCUAACAACAUUUUGGAAUUUGUAAGUUGUCAUAUGGUUUCUUGGAACAAUUAAAAAUGUUAGCAUUUU